Messenger RNA from Zootoca vivipara (common lizard), 6521 nucleotides. It is a transcript of the gene FAM117B, whose product is annotated as family with sequence similarity 117 member B. The record is from RefSeq and is a predicted model, not a curated record. Lineage: Eukaryota; Metazoa; Chordata; Lepidosauria; Squamata; Lacertidae.
GCCGUAGCGGUCGCAUCGGCCGGAGCGGCGUCCUGCUCGUGUGUGAGGAGAUCUAUAUUGCAGAGGGGGGAACUGGCUGACUGGCGGCUCUUCCCCCUCCCCUCCCCCCUCCUAACGGCCGUUCUCCUUACCCCGUUUACCUCAGAGCCGGCCGAAGGAUGUCUUCUCACCCGCCGCGCGUGAGGCGAAGCGGCUCGCCGACCCCGGCCACCUCCCUCGCGGCGGCGGCGGCGGGGGGUGCCGCGGCUGUGGCAGCGGGAGCAGGCGGGGCCGCCAGCGCCAACAGCAGCCGCCUGCAGCCCAUGCGGGCGACGGUGCCUUUCCAGCUCAAGCAGCACGGCAGCCCCACGAGGGGCGGCGGCAUUUCACGAGGGGCGGCGGCGGCGGCGGCGACGACAUCGCCUCAGCCGCCGCCUCCACCUUCUUCUUCUUCUUCGCCGCCGCCGCCUUCUUCCUCGCGCACCGCCAGCCCGACGCGCCCGGCGCCCGGUAAUGGCAGCGGCGCGCGCAGCGCCGGCGGCGGCAGCCCUGCCGUAGCCACGCAGACCCCUGCCGCCGCCGCCGCCGCCCUCCCUCCUCCUCCUCCGCCGCCGCCUUCCACGCGCGGCAGCCCCACGCGCGCUGGCGGGGGCGGGCCUCGCGGGAGCCCCCCUCGGCUGCACCAGCUGCCGCCGCCGCCCCCCGCGCCGCCAUUGCCGGGCACGAGCCCUUCGCCUUGCUCCUCCCCGGUUUCGCCGCCUGUGCCCGAGAGCAGCGCCUGCUCCGCCGCCGCCGCCGCCGCCGUGGUCUCUUCGUCGUCCUCCGGGGGAAGGAUCCGGCACCGGCAGAGGAGGCGGUCGCCCGAGCACAGUAGGGCCUCUCCGGAGAGGAAGAGCCCGAGUUCGCCUGUUUGCAAAGUUGAUAAACCACGGCCACCUUCAUCAAGCCCUUCCAGUAUUGCUCGACGUACCCCUUCACUAGACCUACUUGCUGCUCCAUAUCUUGCUGGACAAUGGCCUCGUGAUAAUCAUGGUCAAGCUGCACCAUGCAUGAGGGACAAAGCCACACAGACUGAAAGUGCUUGGGCUGAAGAAUACUUGGAAAAGAAGAAAGGCUCUCAUAAGCGAUCGGCAUCUUGGGGCAGUACAGAACAACUUAAAGAGAUAGCCAAGCUACGCCAGCAGCUGCAAAGAAGUAAACACAGCAGCAGGCAUCAUCGGGACAAAGAAAGACAAUCUCCAUUCCAUGGUAAUCAUGCAGCCAUUAACCAAUGCCAGCCACCUGUCCCAAAGAGUGUGCUAGUUCCUGUGAUACCAAUUGCCAAGUCAACAGGAUCACGCUUCCGUAACAGCAUAGAGGGCCUGAAUCAGGAGAUCGAAAUAAUUAUAAAGGAGACAGGAGAGAAAGAGGAACAACUUAUUCCGCAAGAUAUUCCAGAUGGGCACCGAGCCCCACCACCUUUGGUGCAGCGGAGUAGCAGUACCCGCAGCAUUGACACGCAGACUCCUGGCGGGGCAGAGAAGGGCAGCAACAACAGCAGCAGAUCCCAGUCUGUGUCCCCAGGCUCAUUCCUGGCCAUUUCCAAUGAGGGCAGUGAGGAGAGCCCGUGCUCUGCUGAUGACCUACUUGUAGACCCCAGAGAUAAAGAGAAUGGAAACAAUUCUCCUCUGCCCAAAUAUGCCACCUCGCCCAAACCCAACAACAGCUAUAUGUUCAAGCGUGAACCUCCAGAGGGCUGUGAGAAGGUGAAAGUCUUUGAGGAUAGCUUGCCAAAGCCCUUGCAUGAAAUUCCGGCUUUUUACUGUCCUGACAAAAAUAAAGUAAACUUCAUUCCUAAAAGUGGCUCUGCUUUCUGCCUUGUCAGUAUCCUGAAGCCACUUCUUCCCACACAAGAGCUUACACUCAAGGGUGCUACUCAUAAUCUGACCGUCACACCUGGUAUUACACCUGCAUUGCUGCAGCCUAUUGCCAUGGCCUCCAUCUCUGCAAAUGCAGUCCAAGAGCGGCUCCCUGGCGGAACAAACAAAAUUAUACCACAGAUGUCGGUGCUGCAGCAGUCAAGACAUGGUGAAGAAACUGAAGGAUAAACUUGGUUUUGUUAACUUUUAAGAGAACUUUAUUGAAGCUAGUUGUGAUUAUGCCUUCCAAAUCACAUCUGUUUGCAUCAUGAUUGCUGGCAAUUCCAUAAACAGGUCAUACUAGUACCUUGAUCUCCAUGACCGUGACAGUUAGGCUGGCGUGAGAUCUAGGAAAAGGAGUGGCAGAGAAACUGCUAUACUUGACUUGGGAAGGCUCAAAUUAAAUCUCUGGCCUGCACUUUUUUUAAAGCUUUGGUACAAUAAAGGGAGACAGGUCAUAAUGCUUUACAAUUUGGGAAGACCAAUUUUUCUGAUGCAUCUUCAAUUUUGAAGAAGGAAACAUUCAAGACAUACCAGCUGUUCCUUGCAAAAGAUCUGCAAGGGAGAAACAAGCAAAUGGCACUGUAAGAAGUAUUAGUUCAUACAAAUACUGAGCUUUUUGAUGCAUAGCAGAAAGCAGGAUGAUCCCCCUUUUCUUGCUACAUCAUUUCCACUCUUGGGACCAAAGGACUGAAUCUUCUCAGCUUUCUACGAUGUGACCAGCAUUCUGUGAUGUGACCACAUCCUCCUCCCACUUAAGCUUAAUCUCCUUCAGACCAAGAAGAGAAGCAAUAUUGGUACAUUACGUGCAUUGGGGUGGGAGGUCAAGCACUCACAUAGAGGUACCUGUCUGGAAAUAGUGUUUCAGAGCACUUCUGCCAGUGGUGUAAUGAUUUGUUCCUAGUGUGUUUCAGAACAAUAUUCCCUUCUCCCUCUCCCCCCAAAAUGCCAACUAACUGUCACAUCAGUGCCUCCUGGGACAUCUUGGUUUGUUGUGUCGCUUUCAGAUUCUAGAAUUGCCUUUUGGUCUAUACCCAAUCCUAUCAUGUCUUGCCACUACUAUAUAAACUGUGUAGUCAUAUGAUCUUGAAAUGGCCAUGCAUGGUUCUUCCUGCUUGUCAAAGUACUGUCUUGUGGGUCUCUUGAGGGUAAAGUUUGUCAGGCAUGAUAUUUGUUAAAGCAAUUUAUUUCAGUGGAUAUAGUCUCCUUUUUGACUGGCAAUAUUGUUAGGGUGUUAACCUAAGGAUCAUUUGAUUCUUUAAUAUUGGUCUGCAGUUGUGGCCCAUUUCAUUUCUUUUGUGAUCUUCCUAAAAAUAAUUGUAAUGGUGUAACAAUCAGAAAUGGGAUGGAGUUUCUGUUACUAAAUCUGUUUAUGAAGGGUAAUGAAUAAUCUGGGAAUGAGAGAUUUUACCGAGACUCAUUAAACAACUAGAGCUAGAGCAGCUGCUUAAAGGCCACACUUUCAGAUUCCAAAACGCCUCCAAAAUGGCAAAUUAUCAUGGAAGGUAGGCUAGUACUUUCAAAGGAGCUAUUAGUACAGAAUGAUUCAAAAUUAAUUGGUGCCAAGCUAUGCAGUUAUAGGAAAGUUUUUUUUUUUUAAGGGAGGCUUUCCUGGUAUCUUUAGACUAACGAAAAUAUUGUAGCAUUAGUGUGACCAUUCAGUUUGUGUGAUUGAAAGGCAUAGCAAUACUGUUAUUGCUGUUCAUCUUACUAUGUCUAUUCAUCACCAGUAACCACGUUUGGAGUGGGUCACACCAACAUCCGUUUGUUCUUGCAUUCAUUUUUGCUUGCUUAGUAAUACCAGAUAUACCAGCUCCUAUAUUGCUUGGCCUUUUGGUUUCACUCUAUGGCUUUUUUUGUUUUAAAAAAACAAAAACACCUCUCCAUACUCAGGGUAUACAUACCUACCCAGUUUGGUGACCACUUUGUACACCUAGCAAAGUGGGUUCUGGGCUACAAUAUACUUGUUAGUCUUUAAGGUGCUAUAAGACUUUGUUGUUUUUGCUGCAACAGACUAACAAAGCUAUGCUUCUGGAACUAUUUUUAAAAGUGUUAUGUCAUCAUUUUUGUACCUUGGUCCUGUAUUGUACUUGCAUAUCUUUGUUUCUGCUGUGUUCUGCUUACAUAUAUUGUAUUAGCACAGCAAGAUGGUCUGAUCCCCCCUCCCCCCCCCCCAAUUCAUUGAACCUAACUUGCCUGACAUAUCAAGUCUUCGGACUACUUGUUUUGCAGCAAAAACAUUACCAUUAAGGCAGCUGAGUUCGAGUGUUAAAAUCAGGUUUUUUGCUCCUUUUUGAAACAGGUAAGGAUGAAAUGGGAAAACAAAUGUAGUAUUUCAAAACUAGGUCAAUUGUCAAGCAAUGUGUUUCAUCAGCGUAACUUCUGUGAACAGCCUUAUUUAAAAUUGAAUGUUGUGGCUUUGUGAAACAUGGGAAGGUAGGCUCCCUCUGCAUUAGAGGAAUCUUUGCAUUUAGUUUAAACCCAGUUCCAGUUCUUAAGUUAAACAGCAGCUUAUAAGAGACUACAUGAAGCUCCUCAAGACAUUUUUCCAUUGAGUACCUGAGAGCCAAAUUUCAACUUGGAACGGUAUAUAAAACAUAAGCCUUUGAAAUUCAUCAAAACUGAAGUUUCCCAUGUCUUCAGAGCAAAAAGUGAGAAACACAGUUCAGGCUGGCCUGCAGGUGAAUAUGAGAAAGCUGACAUUUCAGCUUCCAUUAAGAAAAUGGUGUUUAGCCCUUGUAAUUGAAAUUAUUGAAAAUUCUGAGGAAAUGCAAACCAUAAGCAGCUCUUUUUUUGGCUAGUAAAUGUCCACUUAAAUACAAUGAGAUGUUCAACUGAUCUGCGCCAACAAAUAUUAGUCCAGGCCAGGUAAUGAUUUAAAUAAAUAAAAAUUGCGUACUAUUCUUUAACAUUCCACUUACAAGUUCUCUCCAAGCCUUGAUUUUGCACUCCACUGCCUACUUUUGGGUUGCUUUUACCCCUCUGUGACAUCAGAGCAAUUCAGCCCAUGACUUUAAGAGAGGCAGAAUAGCCAGAGAGGAUAGUGUUCAUGGAAGAAAUCAAAAGCAAAGAAGUUAGGACAAGGAAAAAGGUUUAACAGAAUAAUGAAAAUCCAGCUUCAGCUAGUUAGAAAUAAUGUGACCAAAGUCAUUAUUGCCAGUUGUCAGGAUUCACCCUCCAUUUCCCACUCCCCCAAACCAGCUUGUAUGUGUGGGGAAACAAAUCUCCCCUUUCCUUCAAAGCUGUUUAGAGGAGACGGGCGGGGAAUGAUGCACUCCAAAGUUUUGUUGCCUUCCUAUCUCUUCCAAAUGAAGCUAUAGGAAUAGGGAGAUAGUUGUUUUCAGCAUUUCACUUGCCUCCCAACCAGGAGUUGGCUUGGGGAAGAACAACAGAACAGAGGCUACUUCCUUCCCUGUUAGAAUUCCAGCUCCUGGUUGGAGAUGAGAGAAGUCUGGAAACGUAGAAGCAAAACAGAAAUGUCUGCAACCCUGGUGAGAGCGAGAGAAUUACUGUCACUAGCUCCCCACAACACUCUAAAACUGUCAGGGAGGAGAAUCUGAGGUCUCACUACUCAUAUUCUGUCUUCUUGCUGUGUCCUGUUUCCAUGGCUUUUCUUUCUGUUAUGGGGAGAAGAUGACCCAGAAAGAAAAGGGGGUAGGCUGCAACAAGAGGGGGGGGGUAGUUGAUGGGAAAUAUUGGGGAAAGCCAACCUAAUGUGACAUUUCGUUGUACCUAUGAAAAUAGGUAUUCUGGUUUUGUUUAUUUUUCUUAAUUCAAUCUGAGAUGUUGCUGCUGCUGCUUGUAAGUUCUCCAUCUGAAAAAAGGAACACCAGUAAAAUUGUCUUUAAAUGGCUAUGUUUGUAUUCAGGUGUAAACUGUUAGUGACAUGAAACAGAUCCUUUGGGGGAAGAAAUGUAUGUGUGGUUUUAGCUAGUUGUUGGUGUGGCUAAAUAACACUGUAUUGGGCAAGUUUCAAGGUAUUGUUGACCAUAAUAUGCAUUUAUCACUAAAAACAAAGUUGCAGAGAAUUAAGAUUGGAGCAUCUAAAGGCCUCAUCAGCCAUGAAAGUCAUAUUUCCUUAAACUGAUAUACAAGUAUAUCUCCUGUACUAGGUAAUGGAAAGGCAGAUUACUUGUGUUGGUAACGAAGCAUGAAUGUUUUCUUUGACUUCUGAUUUCAUCUUGUUUGGCUAUCGGUGUCCUAUUUAGAUCUGCAAAUGAAAAUGAAAUGUUCCCCCAACAUGUAUCUUUCCUACCAUUCUAAUUCUGUCUGGAUAUUGUGUAAUGUGACUUCAUCACAGCGGUUCACUGCCAGUGGCAUGUGAUAUAUUUCUCUUCCGGGUUCACCCCUUGCUAGAGACUGGCUAUCCUGUUUUAUGCCAGUACUAGGGAUAAAGACGCCUAAUUUGGUAGACUGUAUGGCUAUAUGCUAUAUUUGCAAAGCCAAUGAUGUUUAUGUAAGACUUUAUAAUAAUCUUUUCCCUCUCAGUGCACACCAAUGUGUUUGGGCAUUUCCUGUUUUUCUAUUUUUUAUUUUAAUUAUGUAAGAUCUACGUCUGCAAAAAAUUCUAUUGAAUUUUUUUUACGAAAACGUUUUACUCACCUUUAUGGGACUUGCACACUUUCAAUAAAUAUUUCAAGUGAA